AUGGGUUUGCGUGAACUCUUCUUCCCCGCGGCCCUUUGUAUAGGUGUUGUUAAUGCCCAGAACAUACCGUCUGGAGCAGUGUCUUCGCAUGUUGCUUCCUCUGGCUUCCCAACCUCAGUCUUCUCGUCUUAUUGGGUCAAGCCUGUCGCUACAGCAGAGCCACAGCCAGCUCUUUACGAUCCAGUGUUGAACAUCACCUUCCCUUUGAACCUGACUUCUCCUAACACAAUCCCGCAAGAAGACAGAGAUCCUGUUUUCUAUGCACCUCCAAUCGCCAACCUCACCUUGGCUGGCAAGCAAGCUGUACUCAAGAGCGUCAUCUCGCAGGUCGAGGAUAUUGUUAUUAGCGAUCAGUUCACCACCAACUGCUCAAAAUGUAUCGCUGGUUUGACAGUAGCGAAGACUGCGGCUCAACUGGCACCUGAGCUGGUUCCUGAUGCUAUGGUAUCACUUUGCAAGCAGUUCAAACUCCACAACAACGAGACCUGCGAGGAAGACUUUGAAGCCUCUACCUUCGGUGCCAUCUGGACGCAAAUUCUAGCCUUGGCCGAUGUUUCUGGCCUGGACGGACAGUACAUCUGCAACAGGAUUUCCAGCAACUUCUGCUCUAUGCCAAAGACCAGUCCGUUGAACACCACUGGACUCUUCCCCAAGCCAAAGCCGACCAACUACACUAUCCUCAAGGCUAGUGGUAAUCGCAUCAAGGUACUUCACAUGUCUGAUAUCCAUUUGGAUCCUCGUUACGCUGUCGGAAGUGAAGCCAACUGUACAUCUGGGCUCUGUUGCCGCGCCAACAACUUCAACACUGCACUUCCUUCUGGUGAAAUCUCACUUCCCGCGCCCUACUAUGGUGACUUCCAAUGUGACAGCCCUUAUGGUUUGGUACUUGCAGCCCUGGACUCCAUUGGUCCUCUCACCGGUACCUGCGAACAAAACCCGUUCGGGUUCAGCAUCUACACUGGUGAUCUGGUCAGUCAUGAAAGCCAAAAUGAACUCUCCAGAGAAUAUGUCGAGUAUGCAGAGCUGUCAGUCUACGACAUGCUCAAGAAGUUUAUGGGCAAAGCACCCGUCUACGCUGUCCUCGGAAACCACGACACCAACCCUGAAGCCAUCGAUGCACCUCACAGUCUUCCGGGAGACCUCGGCAUGCAGAUGUCAUGGAACUUCGAUCACGUUGCCGGACUCUGGCAUGAAGAAGGAUGGCUCAACGCAACUGCUGCAAAGCAAGCUCGCUUGCACUACGGCGCUUACUCCGUCAAAACACCCCAAGGCCUGCGUAUCAUCACCUUCAACACCGAUUUCUGGUACAAGUCCAACUUCUUGAACUUAAUCGACACCCAAAAUCCAGACAAGUCCGGUGUUUUCGCCUGGAUGAUCCAGGAGCUCCAAGCCGCCGAAGACGCUGGCGAGCGCGUGUGGAUCUUGGGGCAUGUGCUCAGUGGAUUUGACGGCACGAACCCGAUGCCCAACCCCACCAACCUUUUCUACCAAAUCAUCGACCGCUACUCUCCGCAUGUAAUCGCCAACGUGUUUUUCGGACACACGCACGAGGAUUUUGCUUACGUGUGGUAUGCCAACAACGGAACCAACCAGUCUUCUGGUAACGCCUUGACGACCGCGUGGGUAGGCCCCAGCAUCACUCCCCUGACCAACGUCAACUCCGCUUUCCGCAGCUACUCCGUCGAUACCGGUGACUGGAACGUCUAUGAAGCGUAUACUUAUUACUCCGACGUCGAGACCUUCUCUGGUCUCAAUACCACUGGCCCGACCUUCAAAUUCGAAUACAACACCAGGGAUGCUUAUGGUCCCAGUAUCAAUUGGCCUGCUGAGGCCCCUUUGAAUGCUACAUUCUGGCACGAGGUCUCUGAGCAGAUUGCGAAGAACACGACACUGGCCAGUGUUUUCAACACAUAUCAAGGAAAGAGCAGUGUGAUGAGUCCCAACUGUACCAACAUUGCUUGUGCGCAGGCCAAAGCAUGCUAUAUGCGUAGUGGUAGUGUGGCGCUGGGAUCAAAGUGUCCCCAAGGAUACGGUAGUGUGCAGAGUGCCUUCAAGCCAACCUCUUGA
Messenger RNA from Aureobasidium namibiae CBS 147.97, 2067 nucleotides. RefSeq lists its product as uncharacterized. The transcript has 2 exons. The record is from RefSeq and is a predicted model, not a curated record. Lineage: Eukaryota; Fungi; Ascomycota; Dothideomycetes; Dothideales; Saccotheciaceae. Gene Ontology annotation, biological process: sphingomyelin catabolic process. Bases 1 to 2067 code for a protein of 688 amino acids. Gene Ontology annotation, molecular function: sphingomyelin phosphodiesterase activity.